Messenger RNA from Diplodia corticola, 1827 nucleotides. Its product is annotated as siderochrome-iron transporter. Lineage: Eukaryota; Fungi; Ascomycota; Dothideomycetes; Botryosphaeriales; Botryosphaeriaceae. The transcript has 3 exons. The coding region runs from base 1 to 1827 and encodes 608 amino acids. Gene Ontology annotation, biological process: transmembrane transport. Gene Ontology annotation, molecular function: transmembrane transporter activity. The record is from RefSeq and is a predicted model, not a curated record.
AUGGGCAUUCUCGACAACGUCAGGGGCCGCAAGGAUGCCGUGGUCGCUGAGGCUGCCCUGCAGCCCGCCACCGAGUCCAGCACCGAGCCCAAGGCCGACUACGCCGUCGACCACCCCUCCGACUCCAACUCGGACGCCCUGAGCCUCGAGGCCCGCAACGAGCGCGAGAUCGAGAAGCACCCCGACGAGGUCACCAAGAAUGUCGACCUGGGUGUGCAGAAGGUCGAGGCCGCCGCCCUCGUCUGGUCCAAGAAGACGGUGUGGUGCAUCUACGCCUGGAUCUGGGUCUGCUUCUUCAUGCUGGCCUUCCAGCAGUCCAUCGGCAACAACGUCAACUACUACGCCUACUCGUCCUUCUCGGCCGCGCCCGAGAUCUCCACGGCCAACAUCCUGGCGUCCAUUGUCGGCGGCAUCCUCAGGCUGCCCGCGGCCCGCAUCCUGAACGUGUGGGGCCGUGCCGAGGGUCUGUUCGUCUUCACCUGCAUCUACCUCCUUGGCAUGAUCAUCAUCGCCGCGAGCAACGGGCCCGACGGCUACGCCGCCGGCUACACGCUGUACUGGAUCGGCUACGACUGCAUCUACAUCAUCCUGGACAUCUUCAUCGCCGACACGUCCGGGCUGAAGAACCGGGCCUUCGCCUUCGGCUUCGUCACCACGCCCUUCAUCUGCACCGCCUUCACCGGCCCGCUCGCCGCCCAGUCGUUCCUGUCCAUGACCACCUUCCGCUGGGCGUACGGCGCCUUCUGCAUCAUCCAGUGCUUCGUCUUCUUCCCGCUGGUCAUCGUCUUCAAGCUGUACCAGAAGAAGGCCGAGAGGCUGGGCAUCUACAAGAAGGCGUCCAGCGGCCGCAACUUUGCCCAGUCCACCUGGCACUACGUGCAGGAGUUUGACAUGUUCGGCUGCCUGAUCAUCAUCGCCGCCUUCGUCCUGUUCCUGCUGCCGUUCAGCCUGACGUCGUACAGCAUGGCGGCCUACUCCAGCGCCAAGUUCAUCGCCAUGGUGGUCAUCGGCUUCUGCCUCUUCCCCGUCUUCUACGUGUGGGAGCGGUACUUUGCCAAGAAGCACUUCGUGCCGUGGGAGCUGCUGAAGGAGCGCACGGUGCUGGGCGCGUGCGUCACGUCGGCGGUGCUCUACUUCAGCUUCUACUCGUGGGACCUGUACUACUACUACUUCGUGCAGGUCGUCUACAACCUGGACAUCAAGAACGCGGGCUACAUGUCGCAGAUCUACAACGUCGGGUCGUGCUUCAUCUCGCCCCUGUUCGGCAUCUACGUGCGCGUGACCAAGCACUUCAAGUACGCGUGCCUGUGCUUCGGGCUGCCGCUGAUGAUCCUGGGGGCGGGGCUGAUGGUGCACUUCCGCGGGUCCGACGGCGACAUCGGGUACGUCAUCAUGUGCCAGAUCUUCAUCGCCUUCUCGGGCGGCAUCCUGGUCAUCGGCAACCAGAUGGCCGUCAUGUCGGCGGCGGACCACGUGGGAGUUCCCAUGAUGCUGUCGAUGCUGAGCAUGAUGUCCAGCAUCGGCGGGGCCAUCGGCCAGGCCGUGGGCGCGUCCAUCUACUCGCACACGUUCCCCAAGGCGCUGGUGUCGCGGCUGCCCGAGGACCAGCAGGCCAACUGGUCGACCAUCUACCUCGGCGGCGCCACGACGCAGAUGACGUACCCCGUCGGCUCGCAGACCCGCGACGCCAUCAACUACGCCUACGGCUACGCGCAAAAGUACGAGUGCAUUGCCGCCACGGCGAUUCUCGUGCUGGCCAUCCCGGCCAUUGGCAUCUGGAAGAACUACAACGUCGACCGCAAGCAGGUCAAGGGCAACGUCAUCUAA